Messenger RNA from Cyprinus carpio (common carp), 749 nucleotides. Its product is annotated as otoraplin. The record is from RefSeq and is a predicted model, not a curated record. NCBI's taxonomy places the organism in Eukaryota, Metazoa, Chordata, Actinopteri, Cypriniformes, Cyprinidae. Gene Ontology annotation, molecular function: protein binding. Gene Ontology annotation, biological process: cartilage condensation.
GACGGUUUUCCCUGAAGCUGGAAUGUGCAGCUGGACUCUCAGCAGGGAAUGUGCAUGCAGUGAGAAGUGAUUCCUCCCUUACAAUUAUCUGAAGAUGGACAAAUCACUCGGCCUGAUCUUCCUGUUGAUCUGUGUGGGGUUAGUGGGUCACAUGACACACGCCGCUUUCAUGGAGAAACUGGCAAACUCUAAGAUCUGUGCAGACAAGGACUGUUCAUACGUGAUUUCAAUGGCUCAAGCUCUUGAAGACUAUGUGGCUUCAGACUGCAGAUACAUCAACCUGAGACGUGGCCAGAUGAUCUAUGUGUUUUCUAAACUCAAGCCUGCAGAGGGAGCCGGAGUCUUCUGGUCUGGAAGUGUCUACGGUGAGCGCUAUGUGUACCAGAUGGGUGUGAUUGGAUAUUUCCCCAGUAACUAUGUCAAUGAGACACAUGUUUUUCAGAAGAAAACGGUUGAGAUCCCAACCACUGGCAUGGACUUCUUCUGUGCUUGAAGAAAGCAACUUACACUACCGUUUCGACUCUGAGGCCAUUGUCCAUAGCUCACAACAAUAUUCAAAUAGGCCUAGUUUUGUCUUCAAAACUUAUUUUAAUCUACUUCCUAGUUUCUGUAAAGUAAAAUAAGUCACUAAAAUAAUACUAAUUAAAAUAAGAGCUUAACUUUCUUUAGGGAUCACACUCUUUAUAACUUAUUAUUUUACACAACUUUUCCAGUCGUUUGUAAUAAGAAUAAAGGAUUGAGGUUUUAAA